Molecule: messenger RNA, 1132 nt
Organism: Saimiri boliviensis boliviensis (Bolivian squirrel monkey)
Lineage: Eukaryota; Metazoa; Chordata; Mammalia; Primates; Cebidae
Source: RefSeq, a predicted model, not a curated record
CAGAAGACUUCCAAACCCAAGAACUUCACUCUCCUGGAAACCCACCCAGAUCCUCCAACUUCUGACACCAUGGUCGACUCCUGUUGUGGCUCCGUGUGUUCUGACCAGGGCUGUGGCCAAGACCUCUGCCAGGAGACCUGCUGCCCUCCCAGCUGCUGCAGGCCCCAGUGCUGCCAGUCUGUGUGCUGCCAGCCCACCUGCUGCCGCCCCAGCUGCUGUCAGACCACCUGCUGCAGGACCACUUGCUGCCGCCCCAGCUGCUGCAUCUCCAGUUGCUGCCGGCCCAGCUGCUGUGUGUCCAGCUGCUGCAGGCCCCAGUGCUGCCAGUCUGUGUGCUGCGAGCCCACCUGCUGCCGCCCCAGCUGCUGUCAGACCACCUGCUGCAGGACCACCUGCUGCCGCCCCAGCUGCUGCAUCUCCAGCUGCUGCCGUCCCUCUUGCUGUGAAUCCAGCUGCUGCCGCCCCUGCUGCUGCCUGCGUCCAGUCUGUGGCCAAGUCUCCUGCCACACCACUUGCUAUCGCCCAACCUGUGUCAUCUCCACCUGCCCCCGCCCCAUGUGCUGUGCCUCCUCUUGCUGCUGAGCCCACUUGCCCUGGCUCACCUCUCCCUUCCCUGCUGGCCCACAGAUAUAGACCCUUCUUCUGUGCUGACCGUUAGGAUGCAGUGAGUGGUAUUGAUGUAAUUCCACAGGGUAGACCUCAUGUUUCCAAUGAGCCCAUCAGCAUGCCGCUGACUCUGUGAGAACAUUCUGGUUCAUUUUAAACUCCCUCCCUUGCUUUCUUUUUCUUCCAGUGAUGGCACCAAAUAGGAAUUAAUUUGUAAUCCACUAGCUAAGAAAUUAUUCCGAUCCUGUAAAGUAUUCAUUCUCUUUAUCAUUUUGAGCCUAUAGAUUGUCCUUCCCAAUGCGGUAGACAUUAUUUCCCUUUCAAAAAUAUUUGUCUAUCAGCCUUUCAGUCAUUCUUUUCUCUUAUAAAGAUAGGAGGCUGCCCGUCCCAUGCUCUCCUGCUUUCUCCCUGCUCUCCCAUCCUCUCUCUGAACAGGUUUGCCAGACUUUUUCUGUUUUAUUAGUUCUUUAUCUUUAUUGUGUUCACAAAGUAGAUUUUAUUAAACUUUUCAUUUAGAAAUCUUUUA